Molecule: messenger RNA, 957 nt
Organism: Aspergillus melleus
Lineage: Eukaryota; Fungi; Ascomycota; Eurotiomycetes; Eurotiales; Aspergillaceae
Exons: 4
Coding region: 1-957 (318 amino acids)
Biological process (GO): proteolysis
Cellular component (GO): cytoplasm
Molecular function (GO): aminopeptidase activity
Source: RefSeq, a predicted model, not a curated record
AUGACCACAAAAACAGACGGAUAUUUCCAUGAUGACGCCUACGACACAGGUAAACUGCGCGUCAGCACCAUCCACACCCUCCACUACGAACAAUAUGGCAACCCCAGCGGCAAACCAGUCCUCUUCCUCCACGGCGGUCCCGGUGGCUCAACCUCCAAAUCCAACACUAAAUUCUUCAACCCCAGUCGCUACCGCGUCGUCCUCUUCGACCAGCGCGGUUGCGGCCGCUCCACUCCCCUCGCCGAACUCCGCGAAAAUACAUCCCAGCAUCUCAUCGGGGAUAUCGAGACUCUACGCAAACAUCUGUCCAUCCCGAAGUGGGACCUUGUCUUUGGAGGGUCAUGGGGUUCAGCUCUUGCGUUGCUCUACGCACAGGCUUUCCCCAAAAUGGUUACAUCCAUGAUCCUCCGUGGUGUUUUCACUGCUCGAAGGAGCGAGCUGGAAUUCUCAAGAGGGAAGAGUGGUGCGGCAAGAAUCUUCCCAGAGGAGUAUGAUCGGUUUGUUAGCUUUAUCCCUGAGAAUGAUCGAGAGGAGAAAGGUGUUAUUGCAGCGUAUUAUGAUUUACUUAUCGAGGACGACCGCGAGAAGCAGUUGGCGGCUGCGCGGGAGUGGAACCGGUGGGAUCUGAGCAUCGGGGCGUUACUUCGGAGCCCUAAUACAUUUGAAAAACUGGAUGAUGAUGAUUGGGUGUUGUCGCAUGCGCGGCUUGAGGCGCAUUAUUUUGUGAAUGCCGCGGAGGAGGGGCAGAUUUUGAGGGAGGAGAAUUUGGAGAGGAUUCGGCAUAUUCGGACGACGAUUGUUCAGGGACGAUAUGACGUUGUUUGUGCGCCGCAGACGGCGUGGGAGCUGCACAAGGGCUUGCCAGACUCAAGGCUGUUUUGGGUUGCUGAUGCAGGCCAUGCUGCUACUGAACCUGCGACGCAGGCAAAAUUAAUAGAGGUCUGCGAUAGCUAUUAG